Messenger RNA from Striga asiatica, 576 nucleotides. Lineage: Eukaryota; Viridiplantae; Streptophyta; Magnoliopsida; Lamiales; Orobanchaceae. The record is from the annotation of a GenBank genome assembly.
AUGGUGACAAGGGGUGGGACAGAGUGGGAGGGAAAAGAGAAUGUUGAAAAGGGAAGAGAGUGGUUUGGAGAGUCCGGUUCAGAAUCAGAGCAAGACUCAACAACCACUGAGUUGGGCUUAGGUGAACCUGGCUCCAGAAAGUCAGGCACAUUGCCUGGUUCUGCCUCAGGGAAAGUAGAGGUGGUAAGAAUUUGGACCGAGGAAGGAACCAGGCUUAGUAAAGAGGGUUUGGGUAGAGCCUGGCUAAGCGGGGGUGCCGAUUCCAUGGGAGUCGAGUCUGGGGCAAGGGAGGAAGGAUUGGGUGGGCUAGCGGGAGGUGGGGAUGGAAGAGAAGAAGAAAAGCGUUCGAACUCGACGGUGAGUUCGACGCGUGUUUUCGCAAGAAUUGCCAAUGCUAAAGGGAUAGGGGGAUUCAAGAUUGAGGACUACGCAAAAGCGUGCAUAAUGGAGACGGACGUGAUUGCCAUGGAGAAAGAAAAUUUUGCAUCCGAUAAAACCCAAAAGGGCAAGGUUCGACUGGAUAGCCUUGUUAGGGGUCUUGCCGAAGAAGAAUUUGCCUAUGAGGGAAUAUUUUAG